Molecule: messenger RNA, 1429 nt
Organism: Papilio machaon (common yellow swallowtail)
Lineage: Eukaryota; Metazoa; Arthropoda; Insecta; Lepidoptera; Papilionidae
Product: RNA-binding protein NOB1
Exons: 1
Coding region: 92-1399 (435 amino acids)
Biological process (GO): maturation of SSU-rRNA; ribosomal small subunit biogenesis
Cellular component (GO): preribosome, small subunit precursor
Molecular function (GO): RNA endonuclease activity
Source: RefSeq, a predicted model, not a curated record
AAAAAUAGUUUGCCAUGCACGUGUUUAUGAAGUUGAGAGAAAUCCAAAAUUAAAAUUGAAGAUAUUGUUUUGUGUGCAAAAACGUUAAAAAAUGUCGAAAAAGAUCAAACACUUAGUUGUCGAUACGACAGCUUUCAUAAAAGCUGAGAAUCUUUUAAAUAUAGCUGAAAAUGUUUACACAGUGCAAGAGGUAAUUGAUGAAAUUACAAACGAUAGACAACGUAGAAAACUUGUCGUUCUUCCGUACGAUAUAAAUGUUAAAGAUGUUUUCACUGAAAAUAUUAAGUUCAUCACAGAUUUUUCAAAAAAGACCGGAGAUUACACGAGUUUGUCUGCUACCGAUAUAAAGGUAAUAGCUCUGACUUAUCAACUCGAGAAAGAAAAAGUUGGUACUGAACACCUUAAAUCUGAACCAACAAUGCAGAAGACUAUUAAAGUAAGUGGCUUAUCCGGUUUUAACCUUCAUCCAGAAUCUAGUGAUAAUGUUGACAACAAAGCUACUAUAAACAAAGAAGAUAAUGAAUCACCAGACACUAAUGAAGAAAAUUCUUCCGAUGUUGAAAAACCUAAUGAUAAUUUAGUAAAAAAAUAUGAAGCCUUAGAAUGUGAAAAAACAUUUCCUGUAAAUGAAAAUAUUGGUGAAGAGAAAGAAGAUAAACUUGCACAAGACAUUGCUGAACAAAUAAAAAACAUUGAUUUAAAAGAUGAUAGUGAACUAAAUAAUGUAAUGGUUAAAGUUUCUGAUGAGGAAGAGGAUUCGGAAAGUGAAGACGAAACAGACAGCGAUGGAGAAGAAUGGAUCACACCAUCAAACUUAGCGCAAAAGAAAAAAGAUAUGGAAAUGGGAGAGUUUGAAGAGAAAAAUGUAGAAGUUGCUUGUAUUACUUCAGACUUUGCUAUGCAGAAUGUUUUAAAACAAAUAGGUUUAAAUGUAACUGCUAUAGACGGCAGAAUUAUCAGACAGCUUCGUACAUUUAUUUUCCGUUGCACAACAUGUUUUAAAACAACCAGUGUGAUGACUAAGUUGUUUUGUUCUAAAUGCGGGCAUGCUACUUUGAAAAAGGUAGCAGUAAGUAUUGAUGAUGAAGGUAAUCAACAUAUUCAUAUCAAUGGACGUAAACCUCUCACAGCAAGAGGUAAACGGUUCAGUUUACCAACACCGAAAGGAGGGCAACACUUCCAAUAUCCGAUACUAACAGAAGACCAACAUAUACAUAAGAGAUUUGCAACAAAACUGGCACGUAAGAAAACAAAUGCAAUGGACCCUGAUUACAUUGCAGGUUUCUCACCGUUUGCUAUGAAAGAUGUCAACUCGAAAUCCGCAGUUUUAGGUAUAAGAGCUGACAAACAAGAUGUUAAGUAUUGGAUGAAAAAUUAUUCUAAGGGAAAGAAAAAGUGAAUAAAAUAAAAUUUUUAUUUAACACUAAAA